Oncorhynchus mykiss (rainbow trout) is the source of this 859-nucleotide messenger RNA. The record is from RefSeq and is a predicted model, not a curated record. NCBI's taxonomy places the organism in Eukaryota, Metazoa, Chordata, Actinopteri, Salmoniformes, Salmonidae.
CCAACUGCUUUGCAUGCGGUGUCUAUUACAUUUUGCCUCAUAUUUCGGGUGAGUAGGGUAUAUAAGGUCGAGGGCUUGGGCAGGGGGGCUUACACCAGUUGGCAGAAUCAUCUUUGCGAAUCCACUCAAGCGUUAAAGCCAAACCUGAGCUAACCAUGUCCUUCGCCGGUCUUAACGAUGCUGAUGUUGCUGCAGCCCUUGCUGCUUGCACAGCUGCUGACUCCUUCAACCACAAGGCUUUCUUCGCCAAGGUUGGCCUGGCCGGCAAGUCCAACGAUGAUGUAAAGAAGGCCUUCUACGUCAUUGACCAGGACAAGAGUGGCUUCAUUGAGGAGGAUGAGCUCAAGCUGUUCCUGCAGAACUUCUCUGCCUCUGCCAGAGCUCUGACUGACGCUGAGACCAAGGCUUUCCUGGCUGACGGGGACAAAGAUGGUGAUGGCAUGAUUGGAGUUGAUGAGUUCGCUGCCAUGAUCAAGGGAUAAAUGAAGACCUGACCAACACCUCUUGAUCUGAAGGAACAACUUGACCCAAGACAUUUUCAUCUUAACACUUUUAUACACGUGACUGUUACUGUGUCUGAAAUGACACCCUUUCCCAGGCAUAGUGCAAUACCUUUUCCCAGAGCUGAUGGGCAAAAGUAGUGCACUAUAUUGGGAACAGGGGGUCAUAUCAGACACAGCCUGUGACUGUCUACCCAUAGUGCAUCUUUCUGUCCACUAUGAAUGUAAAUGUAGCGUGGCUGUGUCUCUCCCCUGUCCUCAUUCAUUUGAGUUUUGCUUUAGUGUCCAAUCAAUGAUGCACUUUUUGGGAAAUGGACGUCAGACGAUAUAUAGAAAAGAAUAAACGUUCUUUUUCAAUA